Messenger RNA from Entelurus aequoreus (snake pipefish), 5806 nucleotides. RefSeq names its product UPF0606 protein KIAA1549. Lineage: Eukaryota; Metazoa; Chordata; Actinopteri; Syngnathiformes; Syngnathidae. The transcript is spliced from 21 exons. The record is from RefSeq and is a predicted model, not a curated record. The coding region runs from base 359 to 4537 and encodes 1392 amino acids.
GCCUCGGAGUCGACCGUGUUCGUGUGGGUUUGAGAAGUGGCGAUUUUAGACCGUCCUGUGCCGCGGGUCAUCAGAACCAGCGCGGAGGGAGGGGUGGGAAAGACUGCGGACGGAACAACCUUCACACCUCCCUCUUCCUCCUCCUCUUCCUCCUCCUCAUCCUCGCUGCAGGAGAGGCGUGACGCCCCGGACUGCAUCUUCACCAUGGCAGUAACGAAGAUGCGCGGCUUAGGGUGACGUCCUGCCGAAUGGACCCUGAUCGGAACCGAAGGAAAAGAAAACGAAUCUAUGUCACGGCAUGAAUGUGGGCCGCCAUGUCUGAAGAGUCGACGUGAGAUAGGCCGACCAGGAUCCCAACAUGGACCCUGUCAUCCCAGUACCACCUAAGACCCAGGCUGGGACCAGGCUGGAACCCAGAACCUCUAAGUGUCUCCUUUUCCAGCUGCUCACCGUGAUGCUGGUUUCCAUGGCGACCUCCACUUCUCCUCUUGAAGAUGGGUCGGACUGGAACAGAACAGCAGUGUCUUUGCCACGUCCUUCAUCCCCCCCUUCAUCUUCUUCACUACCCCUCCAACUCGGACGCCCAGCAGCUAAUCCAGAGUCUGGUUACCAUCGUAACAGUGGCAGUCAAUCAGAGGAUUCAGGUGCUCAGGGAAUCCACCUCCUCCUCAGACCCCCAGACCUCCUCUCCCCCAGCUUGACUCCCCCCUUCUCCCCUCACAACCAGCCUACCCUGAGCCCCCCUCCCCAAUGGGAUCCGGGCAACUCGCUAGAGGAGGCCUGGGGUUCUGGAGACUAUGUGGAGACGUUGUCCUUUGUGGUUCCUGAUGGGGAGGAGCUAGCACUAGCCACGCCUCUGCCAAGCCACCCCUACGAUGAUGACGAUGUUGAGGACUGGGUGUCCUAUGAGACCGUGUUACCCCCGCGUCCCACUCCACCACUUCACUCUCGUGUUCUCCUCUCCCCCUCUUCCACCACUCCCAGCAUACCUCCGCACACACAGGCCACGCGCCUGAACGUCUUCUCCAACUGGGAUGACGACUAUGACCCAGAGGACUUGGUGCCGCUUCAGCCGACAGAACUGCUGCUGCCUGACAUGAACAGUUUGGAAUAUUAUACCAACCUGUUGGCAAAGGAACGGGUGAGGGAAGGUUCUAAAGAGGGUUCACAGGAAGGCCAGGUAUUGUCUGAACCCUUUGUCACUCCAAUAGUAAUCCACAACCAAACCCAAGCUCCUCCAUCUCUAAGUUCUGGUCUUCCUCCUUCGAGGGAGCCUGAACAUCCCCUAGCCAACCCUACUCCUGGGCCCCCCCUCUCACCAUCCCUCACGCGAGAGGAAGAGUCUCGAUCAGUGACGCCCUCUGCUCCUCCUCUUGCUCCAGAUCGAAAAGACCACUUCCCACCAAUUGUGAAACACCCUCCCAUUUCUAACUCUACCAGUCGACUGCGCCCGCCUCCCCAAUUUGGACCCCCCACUCAUCUUGAUAGACCUGUAGAGGUUACUGACAAGCCAGAGAAGACCACCACUCAUACCUCUACCACGCAGAGGACAGCCAUCAGCUUGACGAGAGCGCCGCCGGUGACCACGCCCAAGGUAGCCCAGACACCCGCCAGCAAACAGUACCUGUGCAACGUCACCAGGCCGGAGUUGUAUUUGGUCAGAGUAGGUGGUACCAGAGGCUCAGUGGCAGGUUUCACUCUGGUCCGGGAUCUUUUAAGGAGAGAAUUUAACCGAUCAGUGGAGCUUCAGUUCUUGAGAACUCCUUCCAGUUUUGCCUUCCGUGUUGUGUCCGGUCCUUUGAUAUACACCGCCAUUUCAGUCAUCAAUGCCCUCCGCCGACCACCACGCUUCUCAGGCCCGGUUCCCGCCGUGUCAGCCCUCUACACCGUGCCUGACAUCAGGUACCAGGUCCACACAGUGUUGCAGUUUGUUCCAUCUCACAUCGACGUCAGAGUCUGCAACUUCAGCGAGCGUGUCGAGAUGGGCCUUGUGAUGGCAUACAGGGAAACUCGGCGACGCUCUUUGGAGCCUGGCGGCGUCAGCGUCCAGCUGCUGAACAUUACGCUCAGCUCAGCAAGGCCAGUGGUAGAACAGAAAGUUCCUGUCGACAUUACUUUUGCGGUUCGCGAUGGGCGGGGCUACCUCUUGGGGUCAGAGGUCAGCCAACACCUGUGGAAGCUGAGCCUGGUCGAGUUCAGUUUCUACGUCGGGUUUCCCGCUCUGCAGAUCGCUGAACCGUUUCAUUACCCUGAACUCAACACCACCCAUCACCUGCGAUCCACGUGGGUCCGCACAGUCCUCCUGGGCGUCGAAAACCAGCUCUCGUCUGAGCGAAGUUUCAAAGCUCGUGUGGAGCGGCGCUUGGCCUUACUGCUUGAGGAAGGACUGGGAGCGUCCAGCAGAAGGCGCUGGAGGAGGGCCACUGCUGUUGGCAACAACAGCCUGCAGGUGGUCCGGCUGGCCAGGUUGUCUGGGCCGGAGCGCCCUCUUGAGGUUUUGUAUUUUGUGGAGGGCCCGGGAGGCACACGGGUCCCAGCAGAGGUGACAGCUGAAACCCUGAAUAGUUUAGACCUCCAGAGAGCGGCCAUCGUCCUUGGACAUCAAGUUCAGAGACCACUGGCCCAACCUGUAGAGACCAAGUCCCUGCCGCCAUCUGAGACCCAAAGCAGUAGUAUUUGGCUGAUCGUUGGCGUCAUUGUCCCGGUCUUUCUGGCCGUCUUUAUCAUCAUCAUCCUCUACUGGAAACUGUGUGGCUCAGAGAAACUGGAGUUUCAGCCAGACGCCAUCAACACCAUCCAGCAGAGGCAGAAGCUUCAGGGCUCCAGUGUGAAAGGCUUCGACUUCGCCAAACUUCACCUGGGCCAGCACAGUAAAGACGACAUCAUGGUGAUCCAGGAGUCGGGACCGCUGCCCGUACCCGCGAAAGAGGCCACACCCUCUGAUGGCGGUGACCUCAACACUCCAAAAUCAAAAGGGUCGUCCACCAAAACUGCCAGAACCAGCCGUCGCCACCGGGGAAGGACCAGCCCAUCAGACGCAGACUCGUUAGGCAGUGACCAAUCAAGCGGCAGAGAGUCCACAGAGGAGAGUACUCGCCCUGUAGCCACGCCUAUCGAGGCCAAGCAGCAGAGGAAGCCGCCCAAAAAUGGCGGUCCGGACGAACUUUUGUCUUCGUCCUCCAUCUUUGAACACGUGGAUCGUCUUUCCCGCGGCUCGUCUGACGGCGCGCGGCGGCCAGCUAGCAAGGUGCAGCUCAUCGCCAUGCAGCCGCGUCCGAGCCCGCCGUCGACACAGCCCAGCCCCUCCCUCACUGAAAAGGUCAACACCGAGGUGGCGCUGCGACACAAGUCGGAGAUGGAGCACCAUAGGAACAAGCUGCGGCAGCGUGCCAAGAGGCGGGGCCAGUGUGAUUUCCCAUCCAUGGAUGACAUCAUGGACGCUUUUGGAGACGGUCCGGUGCAGACCGAGGUCGCUCAGCGUCUCUAUAGCUCCGCCCAUGACCAUAUGGACUGCAUACUACAGGGGGACACUCCGUCCCCUCCGAGAGGGAGGCGUUCUCCUCGGGGUCGGCGGGCUCAGCAGGGACCAGGAAGUCUUCCUGAUACUGACCAGGAUCGGCUGCUUUUAGACCAGGGCGCCACCUACAGGAAGUACCCUGGACUCAACAACGUAGCCUACAUGUCUGACCCGGACCUUCCCCCGGAUAACGGGAGCCCGUCUCCCACUGAUGAGUUGUUUGACGCCUCCCCAGUCCCGCCCCCUUACAUGCCACCGCAGCCAUCAAUCGAGGAAGCCCGGCAGCAAAUGCACUCGCUCCUGGACGACGCCUUCGCUCUGGUGUCGCCGUCCUCGCAAGGCAGUGCCGGGCUAAGCGGCGUAAGCCCCGCCCUCCCUGGCCCGUCCCCACAGGGCGGCCCACUGGGCAGGCAGUGGGGCUCCUACCCAGCCGGCCCCACCCACAGCCCUCUCUCUGCUAGAUACGCUGAGCUCGGGGUUUCUCCGACCUCAGGUCAGGGAGGCCAUGGUCAUCUGCAGAGGCAGGACUCAGGUGGCUUUGUCACCGCUGGAGACCAGCUGCAGGAGCCCCUUUACUCCAGCAGGGGGCAGUACAAAGAGCUGCCCUCAUCCUCCAGACCGCGCCCUGUAGGGGGCAGCGCAGGCGUGCAGCUCCACCAACUGACCCAGGUGGGGUUGUCGAGCCAGAUUGGCGCGUACCCUGGGGUGGGUCGCAGCGCCUCAGGUCCGACCGGCUCCUGUUGGCACCAACAGCACUCAGACCAGGACCUGUCCAGAGCUGGAGGCAGCCGGGAGAACGUGCUGUCCUUUCCCGACUUUUCGUCUUCGUCUGUUUUCCAGAUGCCGAGCUCCUCGCUUCGAGAUGUGUCAGCGCCGCCACUUCUUCUGACAUCCCCGACUCCGGAGUAUCUGCCAGAGGACGCCUCGCCCUCCGCUCACAGCUCCGCUUCCCUGAUAAAGGCCAUCAGAGAGGAGCUUCGCCGUCUGGCACACAAACAGGCCGUGACCAGCUACCCUUAGAGUGGUCAGCAUCGGGAUCCGGUCUGGACUUGUUAAGGACCGACCAACCAAACGCAUUCUCCCUCUCUUCGGAAAGUUACAGGGUUCCGUCUGUCUGCCGUUCGUCUUUGGCCUCAGUGUCCAUCUGGACUUCUCAUUCACCUUUCAUCAUUGCAAUGGAUUUGAUCUUCUUGGAGGUCUUCCGAAGUCCUCCCAAUAGGUUGUCGAUGAUCGGAAGGUUGGAGAUGAAGAUUGGACGUUCCAAACAUUGACAAGUGGACAUCCUGACCUUCUGUGGUGCUAAGCGUCAUCCUCUUGUCAAGGAUCACACAUUGCCUUCCACACAUCCAUCAGCCAGACCAGGUGUCAGUCUUAAAACCCACUCAGCGAGGCCUUGGUAUACCGUCGACAGCCGGAGGUACUUUGUAGUUAUAAAGCGUAAAUAAAAGUACAGAUAUCCAUCAUUUUGAGCACAAUAUAAAUGUUUCUAUGGCGUAUAUAAAGUAAAUCUAUAAAUGAACGUAUCGGUCAAAGUGUUUAUUUUCAUCAAAAAAAGACCAGACUACUGUUGUACGAUUGUACUGGUGUUGUAAGUACAAAAUGUUAGCAUAGCUGCUCUGCUGUAACUUAGCGCUAAUUGUUAGCUUUCAUAUCAUCGUUGUGAAGGCACAAAGUCAGAGGGGCGUUGCCUCAAUAGAGCCAAACCAGAAUGCACCCUCGAACGUGGGGACGGACAAAAGUGACGCAAAUCAGUCUGCUCACGUUUGCAAAGCGUGGUGGGCAAACGCCACCGGUUCUCUCUGCUGAUUGGCAGCUGUCUAUCUGAUGUUGUGAUGACGUCAUGGCCCUGCAGCCAAUAGGUGUUUGUCUCUGCUAAUGUUCCAGCAUGUCCACUUCUGUUAAAAGCCUGCGCUCAGUGUUAGCAUGCUGCUUAUUUUAGCAUGUUGCUAAGAGAGAAAAUCAUGUCAAACUUUUAUUUCGAACAGGGAAAGAAGAAAAAGAAGCCAAUGAUGAUGACGUGCAAUGAAAACGGACAUAUCUGUUGACAAAAAUGAUGAUGAUGUUCACCUGUCCGGGUAAAAUGUGGGGUGUGGUCACAUGACCACAUGGUCCCAUGGUGCUAAUAUUAUUCAACUGUUGAGUGUUGAUAACAUUUAUUUAUUUUGAUCAUUUUAAACAUCACCAGCAUUAAAGAGAUGAGUUUCAUGUACUUUUUUCCCCCCUUUCCUUUCCAAUGAUUGAUCCCACACUUCACAGUCAAGUAAACAUAUUUUCUAAAUCAAAUAAGGC